CGCCCGGGUGCCCCGGCCCGGCCCCGCCUGAGAGCGGCCGACCCCAUGCCCGCGGAGGGCGGCGGCGGCGGCCUGCCGGGCCUCCUCAUGUCGUGCCUCAAGGGCCAGCAGGUCCUCCUCAAGAUGGAGGCCAUGAAGAUCGUCCACCCGGAGAAGUGCCCGGAACUGCAAGGGGGCCCGGCCCCGCGCUUCGCCCCGGCCCCCGCGCCCCCCCCGGCCCUGGCGCCCAAGCGGGCCUGGCCCUCCGACGCGGAGGCGGCGGUCAGCCGGGCCCGCGGCGGGGACGGGCCGGCCCCCGCGCCGGGGGGGACGGGGCGCGGCGGCGGCGGCGCCGCCGCCGAGCCGGGCGACGAGGUCAUCGUCAACCAGUACGUCCUGCGGGCCGGGCCGCCGGGCGAGCCGCUGGAGUGCCCCACGUGCGGCCACACGUACAACCUGACCCACCGGCGGCCCCGCGUCCUGUCCUGCCUGCACUCCGUCUGCGAGCAGUGCCUGCAGAUCCUCUACGAGUCCUGCCCCAAGUACAAGUUCAUCUCCUGCCCCACCUGCCGCCGCGAGACCGUGCUGUUCACCGACUACGGGCUGGCCGCCCUGGCCGUCAACACCUCCAUCCUGGGCCGCCUGCCCCCCGAGGCCCUGGCCGCCUCGGCCCCGGGCCAGUGGGUGGGCGAGGCCGAGCGCGGCUGCUACCAGACCUUCCGGCGCUACUGCGGGGCCGCCUGCACCUGUCACGCCCGCAACCCGCUCUCCUCCUGCGCCAUCAUGUAGGGGCGGCCGCCCUCCCCGAACCGGGACCCCCGGACGGUCGCGUCCGCCUUCCCCCCUCAGCCGGGACCCCCCCGACGGCCUCC
Molecule: messenger RNA, 851 nt
Organism: Tachyglossus aculeatus (Australian echidna)
Lineage: Eukaryota; Metazoa; Chordata; Mammalia; Monotremata; Tachyglossidae
Gene: RNF208
Product: ring finger protein 208
Biological process (GO): protein ubiquitination
Molecular function (GO): ubiquitin protein ligase activity
Source: RefSeq, a predicted model, not a curated record